Acanthoscelides obtectus is the source of this 264-nucleotide messenger RNA. Lineage: Eukaryota; Metazoa; Arthropoda; Insecta; Coleoptera; Chrysomelidae. The record is from the annotation of a GenBank genome assembly.
UAUCAGCUGUGUCAGUUCGAGAAUGGAUUUUAAGACAUGAAGAACAUGGUGCGUGAACUCAGAGCCGAAGAUCCAUCACAAUUUUCAAACUUCCUUCGAAUGAAAGUUCAGAAAAGCUAUCAGUAUUCGCGAGAGACGUGCCGUAACAUUAAGAUUCUUGGCGUCUUAUAAAACGCGUCGAUGCAAUUAUUUUGGUCGCUUGCUGUUUACAUAAUUAUUUAUUAUCUCAAAAAUGCUCAGCAAUGAUAUGUGCUCCCGAAGGUA